UCUACAGAAUCCGACGGAAAACUGGCUUUGAGCUGGUACAUUAUCUAGCAACUAUUAGCAAAAUGGAGUUCUUCCACUCUAACUCCUUCUCCUCCCAAGUCCGGCACCUCAUGGGCCAGCAUCACAUACCCGGCCUUGCCAUCGCCAUCAUCCAGGACGAUGAGGUCGCUUCGGCAGGCUAUGGCUACGCCUCGCUCAACCCGGAAAAGCCAUGUACGGCAGAUACACUAUUUGAUAUCGCAUCAUGCUCCAAGUCGAUGACCGCGGCGUCAGUCGCGCUACUCGUCGAGGACAACGAGAGGCAUCCGGAGGUACAAUGGGAGGUGACCAUGUCGAGCUUGCUUCCCGAAGACUUCGUGAUGCCUGACCUCGAGGACACUAAACGUGUAACUAUCGACGACGUCUUGAGCCAUAUGACCGGGAUGGCUGACAACGAAACAGCACUCCUAGGCAACCGAUCAGCGCACCAAGACACGCCGCGCUCAAUCACGCGGAACCUGCGGAACCUCCCCAUGGCGCACCCUUUGCGCGCGAAAUGGGAGUACUGCAACAUCAUGUACAGCGCAGCCGCGCACCUAGUCGCGGAAAAGAGCGGGCAAACCUUCAACGACUUCCUCGAGACGUGCAUCUUCCGCCCCCUCAACAUGUCAUCAACCAGCCUCCAGCCCACCAGCGCCGAGGCGAAAGGUUUCGGCGACCGGCUCGCGAAAGGCCACGACUGGAAGUGGGACUCGGAGAAGGGGGGAUACAUCGAGUUCCCACAACUCGCAGAAACAGAAGGCGAGGGCGCAGGCUGCGUCGUGACAAGCGCAAACGAUUUCAUAAAAUGGGUCAAAGCAUUCCUAAACCGCGAGGGCCCCAUAAGCGAGAAAGUGUACCGCGGGCUCACGCGCCUGCGCGCCGUGACCGAGCCGGCGGCGGGCGUCAAGGGCGCGCGCCGCUUCGAGUCGCCUGAGAUGUACGCCGCGGGGCUCGAGGCGUCGUGGUACCGCGGGUACGCUAUCGUGGGCCACUACGGCAACGUUCCGGGUUUCGGGAGCCGGUUUUUCUUCGUGCCGGAAAUGGGUUUCGGGGCCGCGUUUAUGGGGAACGGGAGGCGCGCGAAUAGGGUUAUUACGGCGCUGUCGCGGGUGUUGAUUAAUGCGGUGCUGGAUCUGCCGCCGGUGCCGAGGCCGGUGAGGAAGGUUGGGAAUGCAAAAAGGGAUGUUGUAGUUCGUGCGAAAAACCAGACGGUUGGUCAGGCUGAAAGCGCCUCCGACGAGACCAAAGAGGUCGGUGGUGAGCCAAAGAACGAGAAAUCCAAAGACCAAACAACGGCAAGGAACCCAAAGGCGCCCAAAUCCAAGAAGCCGCAACAAGAGAAAAAGCCGCGACCUCAAACGAAACCCCUGGGCGACUACGUGGGAAAGUACUGGCACCCGGGGUACCACAGACUGACGGUCUCGAUCAAAGACGACAAGCUGUUCAUCGACGCGAUGGACCGCUCGUACUACGGCAUGACGCUGACGUUCGACCACGUCGCCAACCAUACCAAGUACACCGCGCACCUGAACUACGUCAACGAGACCUUCGACGAGGAGAUCCGGGCCGAGUUCGUGUUUGGCGAGAGCGGGCGGGCGGUGAAGAUGGGGUUGAAGUUGGAACAGGCGUUGAACCAUUUAAUUUGGUUUGAGUUGGAGAAUGAUACAUGAUGGGGAAUCUAGUUAGGUGUUUCUGAUUGUGGGUUUGCGUUUUAGGGAGGAUUCUAUUGGUGGCAUACCGACAGGAUAGGGGACAUUCGUUUAUAGCCGGGCGUUUAGUAAUUAAUUCACGUAUGGACUUCGGAAUUCUUGAGUAGGGUUGAAUUCCUUUAGGCUUCCUUUUGCCAGAAACCAGCA
This is a messenger RNA of Annulohypoxylon truncatum, 1877 nucleotides long. Its product is annotated as beta-lactamase family protein. The record is from RefSeq and is a predicted model, not a curated record. NCBI's taxonomy places the organism in Eukaryota, Fungi, Ascomycota, Sordariomycetes, Xylariales, Hypoxylaceae. The transcript is spliced from 2 exons. Bases 63 to 1691 code for a protein of 542 amino acids.